Brienomyrus brachyistius is the source of this 4405-nucleotide messenger RNA. It is a transcript of the gene sema3gb, whose product is annotated as sema domain, immunoglobulin domain (Ig), short basic domain, secreted, (semaphorin) 3Gb. The record is from RefSeq and is a predicted model, not a curated record. The transcript has 17 exons. Gene Ontology annotation, biological process: axon guidance; negative chemotaxis; positive regulation of cell migration. NCBI's taxonomy places the organism in Eukaryota, Metazoa, Chordata, Actinopteri, Osteoglossiformes, Mormyridae. Gene Ontology annotation, molecular function: semaphorin receptor binding; chemorepellent activity. Bases 32 to 2254 code for a protein of 740 amino acids.
GUUCCCAAAGGUUAACUGUGCUGUCAUUGCUAUGGCAACGGUACAAGCCUUCCUCGUUCUCUUGAGUGUAUAUUUCUGCUGUCUCCACGCGAAUCCUCGCUCUGCGCCCAGAGUAUUUCUGUCCUUUAAAGAACUUCUGGAGACCAAGACAAUCCGUCCGUUCAGCUUUUCCUUCAACACCAGUGACUAUCGCAUCCUGCUGAUGGAUCAGGACCAGGGCCGCCUCUACCUGGGCAGCCAGGAAUACGUUGUGGCCCUCGACAUGCACAACAUCAACAAGGAGCCCCUCAUUAUUCACUGGCCUGCCACUGCCCAGAGAAAGGGGGAGUGCAGGAUGACAGGAAAAGGAGGCCAGGGCGAGUGCGCAAACUUCGUCCGUUUGAUUGAGCCGUGGAACCGAACGCACCUGUAUGCCUGCGGCACGGGGGCCUACAAGCCCAUCUGCACGUUCAUCAACCGUGGUUGGCGAGCCGAGGAGUAUCUCUUCCGACUUGUCCCAGGGUAUGUGGAAUCGGGAAAGGGGAAAUGCCCCUACGACCCCCGCCAGGAGAAUGUGGCUACGCUCAUCAAUGGAAACCUGUAUGCUGGGGUUCAUGUGGACUUCAUGGGCACGGACCCGGCAAUCUUCCGGACGUUGGGUGACAGACCGGCAGUUCGGACCGAGCAGUAUGACUCUCGGUGGCUUAAUGAACCGGUUUUCAUCCAGACCCAUCAGAUUCCAGACAGCUCGGAGAGGAAUGAUGACAAGCUUUACUUUUUCUUCCGUGAGAAGACUCUGGAUGCAGGGGGAGGGGGAAGCCCCAGUGUUCUGGCCAGGGUGGGGCGCAUCUGUCUGAAUGAUGAUGGGGGUCAGAGGUCACUGGUGAACAAGUGGACGACAUUCCUGAAGGCUCGUCUGGUGUGCUCUGUGAUUGGGGACGAUGGCGUAGAAACGUACUUUGAUGAAAUGCGAGACGUUUUCAUUCAGCCUACUCAAGAUGAACGCAAUCCCGUCGUUUAUGCUGUGUUCACUACAGCUGGUUCGGUGUUCAGGGGCUCAGCUGUCUGUGUCUACUCCAUGGCCGACAUCCGUAACGUCUUCAACGGCCCCUUCUCCCAUAAACACGGCCAUAAUUACCAGUGGACACCUUACACCGGCAAGAUUCCCUACCCCCGCCCCGGCACAUGUCCAGGAGGGACCUUCACUCCUGGCCUCCGCUCCACCAAAGAGUUCUCAGAUGAGGCUGUCAACUUCGUCCGUGCCCAUCCCCUUAUGUACCAUCCAGUUUAUCCGCUUCAUAAGCGCCCCCUGGUGGUGCGCACCGGUGUGGACUAUCGCUUCACCACCAUUGCAGUAGACCUGGUGGAUGCAGUGGAUGGGAGGUACGAAGUGCUGUUUUUGGGGACAGACCGUGGCACAGUCCAAAAGGUGAUUGUUCUUCCGAAAGACCCCAGCACCGCAGAGGAGCUCACUCUAGAAGAGGUCGAGGUUUUCAGGAGUCCAGCUCCUGUUAAAACAAUGAAAAUCUCAUCAAAAAGGCAACAACUGUACGUGUCAUCUGAAAGGGGCCUGACGCAGGUGUCCCUGCACAGAUGUCCCGUCUAUGGCAAAGCCUGCUCAGACUGCUGCCUGGCCAGGGAUCCGUACUGUGCCUGGGAUGGCGAGAGCUGCUCAGCCUUCACCCCAGCCACAAAGAGGAGGAGCAGGAGACAAGACAUCAAACACGGAGAUCCUCUCCGGCAGUGCCGAGGUUUCAAUGCCAAAGUAGAGAAUCGGCUCAAAGAAACUGUUCAGUUCGGGGUGGAGGGAAGCAGCGUGUUCCUGGAGUGUCAACCCCGGUCUCCACAAGCUACUGUCAAGUGGCUUUUCCAGAAGGAUGGCAAGAGGAAAGUGCUCAAUCGCGACGCUGGGGUGGUUAAAACGGGUCAUGGGGUCCUGCUGAAGUCCUUGACCCAGUCAGAUAGCGGGCUGUACCACUGCCUGGCCACGGAGAACAAGUUCAAACACACGGUGGCCCGGGUGGCACUGCGUAUUCUGGAUCGCGAGAUUGUGGAUGCCCUCACCGCUCCUGAUGUCCCAUCUGAAGAGCACCGACCGCACCUCCAUCCCUACCCCCCGCCACCGCCACCCCCUCCUCAGACAGUUCCGCCGCAAUUCCACCCAGAGCCGGAAGUCCGGCUCAUCAACCAGUACUGCCAGUCGUAUUGGCAGCAAAUCCAGCCCGGCCAGCAGUCUAAGCGCACCAGCCGCCGGCACGUCGCCAGCCACAAUUGACGCGUCUCCGCUCUCACUCCCAGCUGCUGCAGUUAUCCUGGCCGUAGACGGUCCCAACCACAAGGUGGCGCCAUGACAGAGUAUAGCAGGUGCAGCAGUCUGAGAGAGCAAACGCAGGGAGCUUUCAAGGCUUCACCCCUACAUGGCCGAGGUUGGACCCAAUUCUGGGAAAUCGCUCCACCAGACCCUGGCACACCUUUCUUGUGCAUCAUAAUAUUGUUUCAUUUAAGCUGCACUGUGUUAAUCAAACAGCCAACACGCAGAAUACCCACCAGAAAUCCGCUCACAUCUCAGAUAGCCAUGUUCCUAAUUGGGCUGCUCUAGUAUAACGAUUUCUGCCGGUCCUGGUUUAUUCCAAAGUCAGAAUGCAUAAAGAAUUCCAAACAGGAUGAUAUUGACAAAAACCAUGAAAAUUAAACCAAAAAAGAAGCUUAAGGACCGGCAGCAUUUUACUGGGGUCUCAUCAGAGCAACUACAUUCGAAUGUGUCAAGUCUGCUUGGGCUUGCCACUGACCAGCUUAGCAUUCAUACUCACAGAUUACUCAGUUAGUUAAUGCGAGGAAGCCUUCGCUGAUUUAAGCUGUUAGGUGGGGGGUAUGUCAGUAGAUUGGUGCUCCUUUGGUGACAGUAUUGUAGAAGAAGACAGAGUGCUAUUUACCUUUGCCCUGUAACCACCACGUAGGCAAAGGGACGCCAUGAGACGGGGAACAGCAGCCGCUGCUCUUCUCUCUGCACGAUUGGCCGCUUCUGCUCCACAUUUUUACCGUUUAAAAACAAAUGCAUUUACCUGGUAUGCUGGACAAGAAACCACGUACACAGCUGUGAUGCUUGGGCAUUAUGAAAACCUAGCCAGAUGCAUAAGGUAUAGUGAGAACAAAGUUAACUGAUGAUCAACCUCUGUGGAGGUUUGAUGUUACCAAUAAUUGCACUGUAUACCAGAACAGCAUAUAAUGUUGAAUAGUGGCGGGACUAGGAAAUGAGCUUCCACUGAACCAGCCUAAUCCAAUGGAAGGGCAGGAGUGGACCAAAAAGAUGUAUUGGGUUAUCCCUUUGACCCUGGAAUGGAGAUAACGGUGAGUGAUCUACUGGUAUGUAUCCUGUGGCCAUAAUAACAGUAACAGGAUUUUUGUCAUGUGUAAUAAACACUUAGAAAGUCAAUAAAAAGGUGUAAUGUGGAGCAAUAAGGGCAGAAUAUAGCUCUGGAAAGAAUUAAGAGACCACUGAUAAAUAAUCAUGGGGAGGAUUAGUACCAAAAGGCUUUUUCUGUGACACAGGACUUGUUUAGUGGACCAAAAUGAGUUCUCAUUUCCUGCUAGAACCAGAGGGAUCCAAACAAAGCGAACAGAACCAAGCUACAAACUUGACUAAGAGUGCUUUGUUAACCAGCAUUGGAGUAUAGAUCAAUAAAGAAACAUGACUUUGUUCAUGAUAGUCAGCCAUAGGUUAGUUUGCCUGUCAUUCACAGGUGUUGAUAUAAGGGGGGGGCAAGGGAAUGUCUUCUCUGUGGUUGCAAAAUUGUGCCUCAGGCGUUUCAGCGUGUGGUGGAGCUAACCUGAAGGAGUUUUGUAAACUGGCUUCGUAAUCCACACGAAACCUUUAUCUAUCCUGGGAUCAUGAUGGAAUUUGCCGAAGCCACGAGUAACAGACACUAUAAUUUAGUAGAACAUGAUGCUACAUAUUAAUAGAAAAGUUCAUUUAGUAGUUGGUGAAUCUGCCCAAAGAAGCGCUUUGUCUUCCCACAGAUUAUAUUUUACGUCAUUAAUAUUGUCAUCAAGGUCGCCACAGAGUCUGCAUUGACCUUCUGAAUCACGGAACGCUACACUCGGCUGAGGCUCAUCUUCAGUACCAAUGCUAAUUUAUAAAUGCUUUCUUAUUUUUUAUUGCUGGGAGUUCAAGAUUUUAUAGGAAGCCCUAUGAGGGCUUGCAUAAAUAAGUCGUAACCUGUUGCUUCCGUAUUGAGAAGGUCACACUUCAUUAUGGAAAAGAUACUUCAUAUGUACAUGAGAAUGUGCCACUAAUGUCAUGUUGGUAUUCGGUUGUUACAGUUGUUUUGUUAUUUUUUUGUUUAUUAUUAUUAUUAUUAUUAUUUUCUCUCUCACCCACGCCAUGACAUAUUUAUUUUAAGAAUGUACAUAUUCCUGUAAAUUAUGC